Messenger RNA from Hypoxylon fragiforme, 2066 nucleotides. RefSeq lists its product as uncharacterized. The coding region runs from base 184 to 1629 and encodes 481 amino acids. NCBI's taxonomy places the organism in Eukaryota, Fungi, Ascomycota, Sordariomycetes, Xylariales, Hypoxylaceae. The record is from RefSeq and is a predicted model, not a curated record. The transcript has a single exon.
AAGGAAACUUUGAUGGUUAGCGCAUUCUAGGUACCUACCUAGCUUUUGAUUUUUGACUUUUCCUAUCACAUCCAUAGUUACCUCUUCCUAAAUUUGACAUCAUCAUCAUCUUCUUCUUCCAACUUCAAGUGCCUUGUAUUAUAUAAAAAUUGCAAUGCGCUUGGCAUUACCCUUUGCCGCCUCAUGCUCCUACGACAGCUCCAGCGGCAACCUUUACGAUCGGUAGUCGCAACAGUAGCAGCAUCAGCAUCAGCAGCAUGGCGGUCCACAUCUACGAGGCAGUUGCACGAUAGCAGCAAGCCACCACCAUCACCAUUGUCACCACCAACACCACCACAACCGUCGACCCAGCCAGAAGACCACAAUGCCACCACUACUGCCACUAACCAAAUACCACAACCACAACCACAACCACAACCCCCAAACAAAACCCCCUCCCUCUUCGAGAAGCUCUUCCCGGACGAAACCAACCAUUUCGGCGACGACCCGAUCCCCAUCGAAACCCUCGCCUCCCAGCUCCUCGACGACUUCGCCUUUUCCCCCCUCGGCGAUGACCUACCCCCCACCUCUCCUUUCUCGGACCAAAUCAUCCCGCUGCGCGCGCAGUCCAUGCUGAUCCUCUCGUCGGCCUCCAAGCACCUGACCGAGAGCGACUUCCUGCGUCUCGGCGCGCGGGGCGCGCACGUCGAGGGCUGGGUCGGCGGCAUCCUGCGCGUCGUGCAGGCGCGGGACCCCGACACCCUGGCCCCGCUAGGCCACUACUUCGUGCUGUUUGACAGCGCCGCCGCCGCCACCUCGUACCGGGACGCCGUGCAGCGGCUCUGGGAGCUGGGAAAAACCUACAUCCCGGGGGCGCACCACGGCAAAACAGCCUCGCGACGCGUGGCCCCUUUACCCGACGGCCUGCGCACGGCGCCCGAUGGCACGGACGUGGCGGCCGCCCUGCGCGGGUUCACGCUCGUCCCCCCCUCGCAGCGCCUGAACCUCGAGAUCUCGCACGCCCUGAGCCCCGAGCGCCUGCAGGCCCUGGACGUCGGCGGCAACGCCGCCUUCGUUGACCGCCUCGCCGCCCGCGCCGGCUCCUCCCACCUCGUCCUCGUCUCCUUCAGCGGGGGCCGCGUCUCCGUCGAGACCCUGCAGCAGGCCAUCCGCGAGGACGGGCUGGAACGCGGCCUGCCCUGGCGGGUCACCGAUCUCGAGAACGGGAUCCUGCCGUUUGGGAAGAGCAUCCUCAAGAGCCAUGAUCGGGACACGGGCAACGUCGAGCUGAGCAGUCUGCAGAAUGAGGGCGGACGGGCUUUGGGGUGGAAGGAUAGGGAGGAUACGCCUGCAAGGGCGGGAGAAGGAAAGCCAGCAGGACAAGAGGUAGAAGGCCAAGGAGAAGAAGAAAAGGCAAAAGCAAGCGAAGGAGAGCCAGAUCCUACCACCACUACCACCACCCCCGCAGACGACAAAAGAUACAGACAGUACCCGCGGUUCAUCAUCCCCUUCACCGACGACGCCGAGGCGCACCGCUUCGUCCGGUACUGGCACCGCCGCGAGCUGCGGCUGCAGAUGAGCCUCGAGGGGGAAAAGGGGGAGGUGUCGUGGGACGAGACGAGGAUAUUCAAUACCGAGGUGCUGUGGUGAAAGGAAGUUGAAAAUUCAAAAUGCAAUUGUAAAAGGCAAGGUUAUAAAGUCAAAUUUUAAAAUCAAUGUAAAUCACCUUGGGCAGUGUGAAGAAAAUACCCAAGGUGCCAUAUACUCUCUUCAUUACCUAACCUAGGGUGCAAGGGAUUGUGAAAAGAUUCUGGUUCAAAUGUCACAUCACAUCACAUCACAUAUAUAUUCAGGAAAAGUCAAAAGCACAAAAGAGAACAGAUACGAUGACUGGAAAAGUAUAUUAAGCCCCAUAUCAACCAAACUCCUCCAAAUAUAGUCGCCCUCACUAUGCCCUUCCCCAGGCCUCAUUCUUCAUGUAUCUGUGGUACGUUGCGUGUUGUGUGGUUUCUGUGUGAUCAGUGUCUAUCGUGAAGCAAGCUUGGCUUUCUUCUGGCCUGCUCUGCCCCCACCCUCCCCCUUCCCCC